AGGGGGGGGGGGACAAAAGAAAGGAGCGAGAUAGCCCUCUAGGGGGGAAAGGCAAACAUUGGCUGACCCUGGCCAUUAGAAAUCAACUGACAACAGGAAGGAAGCUCAUUAACCCCUCUUGUUCCCCUCCCCUUUUCCGCGGGUGAGAAGCAGCUCCUCCUUCUCCUGGUCGUGCGACCCUGAUGCAAGAUGAAAACCGCCGCCUGCUUUCCCAGCGGAGGAAGAGACGGGAGAGGAAGGCGCAACCCAGGACCGAGUCAAGCAAGUCUGUCAAUCGACCGGGAACAUCCCGAGCGAGGUGACUUGGGCCCCAGGGCCCUCCGCGCCGGCCCGGCACCGCAGGCACCCGGUUACCUGCCCCUUCUGCGGAGUUUGCACCUAGCACCCCAACUCCUAGCCUGAUUGCCUGAGCCCCAGGACUUCCAGAGCCCCUGAGCCCAGCGCAGGUGGCGCAAACUCCCCUGCCCGCCGGCGCCCCCUGCCGGAGCGGGAAGGCGGCGCGGAGAGCCGGGUGCAGGGCGGUGAGAGAGCUAGGCGCGCGGAGCUGCCGCUAGCGUCCCCGAUGGUGCCGUCGCCUCCUCCGAGCCGGAGAGGAGCGGCCAGGGCGCAGCUGCGCAGGAGCCUUGGGCCGCUGCUGCUGCUCCUGGCGCUGGGACACACGUGGAGCUACCGAGAGGAGCCCGAGGACAGCGACAGAGAAAUUUGCUCCGAAAACAAAAUAGCGACGACCAAAUACCCGUGUCUGAAGCCUUCGGGCGAGCUCACCACGUGUUUCAGGAAAAAGUGCUGCAAAGGGUAUAAAUUUGUUCUUGGACAAUGCAUCCCAGAAGACUAUGAUGUUUGUGCUGAGGCUCCGUGUGAACAGCAGUGCACAGAUAACUUUGGCCGAGUGCUGUGCACGUGUUAUCCAGGAUACCGAUAUGACCGGGAGAGACACCGGAAGCGGGAGAAGCCAUACUGCCUGGAUAUCGACGAGUGCGCCAACAGCAAUGAGACGCUCUGUGCACACAUCUGCAUCAACACCCUGGGCAGCUACCGCUGCGAAUGCCGGGAGGGCUACAUCCAGGAGGAUGACGGCAAGACGUGCACCAAGGCAGAUAAAUAUCCCAAUGACACUGGGCUGGAUGAGAAGGCCAAGAAUGCUGUGCAGGCCGGGACCUGCUGCGCCUCGUGCAAGGAGUUCCACCAGAUGAAGCAGACAGUUCUGCAGCUGAAGCAGAAGAUUGCCCUGCUCCCCAACAAUGCUGCCGACCUGGGCAAGUACAUCACUGGUGACAAGGUGCUGGCCUCAAACACCUACCUUCCCGGACCACCUGGCCUGCCUGGGGACCAGGGCCCUCCCGGCUCACCUGGACCAAAGGGAAGCCCAGGCUUCCCAGGAAUGCCAGGCCCACCUGGGCAGCCUGGUCCAAGGGGCUCAAUGGGACCCAUGGGACCAUCUCCUGAUCUGUCCCACAUUAAGCAAGGCCGGAGGGGCCCUGUGGGUCCACCAGGUGCACCAGGAAGACAUGGUUUGAAGGGGGAGAGAGGAGCACCUGGGCCUAGAGGGUCUCCGGGACCUCCUGGUUCUUUUGACUUCCUGCUGCUGAUUCUGGCUGACAUCCGCAACGACAUCAUCGAGCUGCAGGAAAAGGUGUUUGGGUACCAAACUCACUCUUCAGCAGAGGAGUUGCCUUUACCUCAGGGAUUUUCCAGCUCUCCGGAAACCACGGACUUCGGCUCUGGAGACGACUACCCAAAAAGAACGGAGACAAGAGCCUUGGGAACACCCAGAGACUUUUAUCCUUAACACAACCCAGCAUCUUCGUGCCAAAGGAAGAGAAAAGAAAAGUGUUUUCACCUGAAGUUAUAUCGUCUACAGAAACACAUACACUGGGGACAUUGAAAAGAUACAUUUUUAUUUUCUUUACCCUUUUCCUGGCUUCUCCCUACUUCUCUUCUUCCAGAUACUUUCUUCAGAGUUCCCUACGUGAGACAGGAGGGAGUAAAUGAGUGAUUUAUAUGCUUCCCAGUGAGAGCCAGUUGGGGUGGACUACAUAGAAACUUUUCUUAUGCUUUCUGUUUUUUUUAAGAACUUCAAGAUUUCUGAGUUAAAUAUUCUUAUAGUGUCUUAAAACUUGGUAGAAUAUCCAAAAAGGAAAAAUGGGAAGGUGAACUCUAAAAAAAUGUGAGGCUACUUAUUAAAAAAAAAAAAAAGGAGAGAGAGAAAGAGAACUGUGUCCAAAAGAGACUAUUACUUUUCUAGUAUCAAAAUUGGGAUGUGCAAUUAAAGGUUGGGGGAGGGGCAGCCAUGUUUAUUCACCUUGGUGAAUAGCUGUUUUUUUCCCUUGUCGAUCUAAUAGAUUUUAGAUAUUCUGUCCUCUUAAUCAACCUUGUUUCCCAAUUUUUAUUGAGGAAAGGAGGAGAACUAAGAGGGAGUGGAGAUUAGGGAAGAUGGAGAAAAUUAUAGCCAUGUAUUUAUUGUCAUGUAGGUUGCCACAUUUUAAAAUUCAAAUAUGACUGUUAGGCAUUCAUGCCAUACCCACUCCCUUCGAGUCGAUUCCGACUCGUAGCAACCCUAUAGGACAGAGUAGGACUGCCCCUUAGAGUUUUCAAGGAGUGCCUAGUGGAUUCGAACUGCUGACCUUUUGGUUAGCAACUGGAGCACUUAACCACUAGACCACCAGGGUUUCCAUUCAUGCCAUGUUUCUCUAUAAAUAUCCUGUUCAGAGUUAGGAUAGAAAGUUACUCUAGCUGUAGGAAUAAAUCCUGUUUUCAAAACACAGCCAGUGAAUGAAGUGCCCUGACUCACAUUAGCACAAUGGGUUCCUGGUUUGCCAGAACAUUUCAAAGCUAUUUAAUCAAAUGUGUUGCUGCUCAGUAAAUCACAGGUUAUUCAUUAAAUAGGGGUGGCUGACCCUUCGAGAGAAGCCCAGAAUCCCCUGGCUCUGGCCAAGUGCCCAGAAGGUACCAUCAGGCCAUGAUGCAGACUGAAUUAAUGUCUCGCAGGACUCAAGGUUGAACAUUGUUGCCUUGGGUUAGUGGGGUGGAAUUUGGGGCAUCUUUCCAUCCAUUGAAGCCAAAUUAACAAAGACAGGUAAAUUUGCUCUCCUUGGGUGCUAUAAAUCUUUGUCUGGGGCCAGCCAAGCUUGCCAGUGUUAUUGAGAAUAAUACACUAUUGAAGGUUCUCGUGGGUGGGCAGAAAAACAAAGUAUUCCUUGUUUGGCAUUCCCAUUUUUCCCUAAUUUUUCUUAAUUCCGUCCAAACCCAGCUUUUUCAGGCCAUCUCUUUGAUUUUCCUUCCUCAGCUGAUAUGGAAGGCAGUUCAGCAAGAGAUGUUUUUCAAAACCUCCCAGUAAGUAUGUUUUCCCAGGGCCUGUCUGUGUCCCAAGGUGAAGGGCACUGGAAGACAUGGCUUUCUCAGGAUUCACAGGCACCAAGGGCCAGAGUGGAAACCCUGGUGGCAUAGCGGUUAAGUGCUAUGGCUGCUAACCAAAAGGUCAGCAGUUCGAAUCCACCAGGCACUCCUUGGAAACUCUAUGGGGGCAGUUCUUCUCUGCCCUAUAGGGUCACUAUGAGUCGGAAUUGACUCAAUGGCAGCAGGUUUUAGGGGGCCAGAGUACUCAAGGGACUGGUUCCUUUAUAAUAUUAUUAGAGGACCUCCUGGUUUUAAUAGGCAGCGUACAGGUCUCUUUCCCACUUUUCUCAUUUGACUCACAAAACAGCUUUUAUCCACCUGAUGUUCAGGAGACUUUCUCCCUUAUUCUGAGUCUCCCAGAUAGUUAAGCAUUCUAUUACGAACUGAAAGGUUGGUGGUUCAGAUCUACCCAGAGGCACCUCGGAAGAAAGACCUAGAGAUCUACUUCUGAAAUAGCACAGCCGUUGAAAAUCCCACUGAGCACAGUUCAGCUACACAUCUGGGGUCACCAUGAGUUGGAAUCAACACUACAGCCGCUGGUUGCUUUUUGUUGUUUUGGUUUCUUUUAAUGAUCACUCUCAAAACUCAUGUUUGCUCAUGAUGGGGUUCCCGUUUCCCAUCUGUGACAUCUCCGUAUUUUUUGAGAAAUUUUUGUUUGGUUUCAUUUUCAAUCUCCUCUUAACCUACAUCAUUUAACUCUCCUACUGGGAAAGUCUGUGAAAAGAGAACUACUGUUAUCAUAUUCAUAUGCCAUUUUCCCAUCUUCUUUCUUAAGAACAGCAAGAAAGGCCUCUCUUUGCACAUCUCAAGUGGCAACGGCCGUCCUUCCCAUUUCCAUCUCACUGGUAUACGGGACUCUCGUCUGUCAGCUGGUGGCUGAGUUUUUCACUAACACUUCACUAUUUCUUACUCAUGCAAAAUCCCCAGUGACUGUCCAUCAGAAGUUUAAAGGUGAGAGGAAGUCAUCCUCAAUGCUUCUUUUCUAGUACCCUUCUUCCCCUUCAGUCUCUCCAGAGUCCAUCCUGCAGAGCAGAGGGCAUCACCAACUACGGGUUUACCAAGAGAUGAACUGGGCAGCCAUGGAUCCCCAUCUGGAAUAUAUUUAAUGUUUGCCUGCUCGGGAAACACAGUAUUUAAAGGGUGUGGACAGAUGGGUGCUGAAGAAAGCUACACACAGGCGCUCUGAGAAAUGGUUAGAUCCAUCUUUGGCUUUUUUUAAAAAUGAGGAAUUUUAUUAGCUUUUCUUUUUCCUAAUAGUGAACUGUGUUUUAAAAAUAUAAAUCUUUUUUAUUGUCAGAGGCUCAUAAAAUAUAGCCAAACUGCAUAUAGGCUAGGAUAAUAUAUUAAAAGAAUGAACUGAAAGUAGUUAUAUCUGGAAUUCCUGAGAUUAUUCUAGAUAAUAUCCUUCAGCAAAAUACCCAAUAGCCUGUAUUUUAUAAUCUCAAUCUGCUGGAUCAGGUCACUUUAUAAAAUGAUUAUUAAUCCCCAGAUGUUCAAAACAUGGACUACUACCACACGAUUCAAUAUGUACUCUUUAUGCCCAAAUUAUAUUUUCCAAAGGUAAGGCAUUACCAUUUCUAACCUACCUUUAGUUGUGUAUAGAGAAUCAAAGCUUCACUAUCUGAAAUGAGGCUUUUGCCCAGAACCUAAUGGAAAAUCCAUGUUUUGGGUAAAAUUUGCUACAGUUUAACUAAGCCACUUUAUGCUUCACUGAGGAAAAAAGAUCUUUUUACUCCUCCUUUUUUUCAACCCUUUAGUAGAAAUGUUGACUUCAGUAUAUUGCACUGUCAUGAAUAGGACUUAGAAGAGGCCUUAAUUGGUUGUGUCUGCUUUUUGAAAGCCAUUUGAGUAAGCAUCUACUGUUGAAAAUGGUUCAAGGAAGGCAUACAUUUUUGCUUAGGAAAAUCACCUUCCCACCCCAACUCCAGAGGGGGAAAUGAAGAAAAUGAUACACUUUACUAUGCCAAGGAGGCAUGGAAGCACAAAGGAGAUGUUGCCUUCUCUCUCCCUUGUCAAUUCCCAACACUUGCCACAGACUUACUUGACCAGGUGAAGUCAUUUCUGCUGUCCAACAUCACACAGGUGUGUCCAUCGCCUGGUAGGUAAAUAGCAAAUGCACCUCGGCUGGGGUGGGGGAAAUAUCACCCCAUCAAAUGCCGGGUGAAGGCUACCUGGUUCUGCCCAGGCUCCCCCUCCAGGGUGUGUAAGAAGGGUUGUGUUUGGGAGCCUUGUUCCCAGGCAAGCAGAGAAACAGAUUCUCUGUGACUAGGAGCCAGGCAUUUCCUUGGGUUGACAAGGAGCAGCUUCAUCAUCCUUUGGGCAUCCCUCCCUAGGCUUCGUCCCCCCACCCCAGCCUAUCACAUAGACACAGCCACAGUCACCUCAUUGUGCACACUCAGAGCUUUCAGAUAACCUCCCUGAAAAGAAAAUUAUCUGCAGGAAUCUGGACCAAACAGCUAGUUGAAUAGAACCAUCUAAAAUUAUUACUAAUGAAAUUCAGGGACAUAGAUGGAAUUUUUCCUGGCACAGUCAACAUGCAUGUUUCACAACAAAUCAAAAAAUAAUUCUCCAUUUGGAAAAAGAAAACAAUGACAAAAAUCUUGGACUUGACAUGCUCCUUUAAUAAACGUUAUUGUUUUAGAAAAAUCAUAGAAAAUGACCCCUUAUAAAUAUUAACUUACCACCCCUCCCUUCCCCAGCCCAGGACCCCAGCAUUCUUUAUUAGAUUCCCAAAGAAGUGCCCUGAGGAAUUUCAUGUGUGUCUUGAGUUUGGUUUUUGUUGUUGUUGUUUGUUCGUUUGUUUUUUUCCAAUGACCAGUCAUAUACGUCAGUAGCUCUGUUGCUCAUUAUUUAUAACGGGUCCAUAUAACAGUUGAGCUAGUAUUCAAACAGUUAUGGAUGUGAUACUAUGAAGAACAUUUGAUAUGAUUGUAUAUGCUUAAUAACAAAGUUAUUUUCUUA
This is a messenger RNA of Loxodonta africana (African savanna elephant), 6357 nucleotides long. It is a transcript of the gene CCBE1, whose product is annotated as collagen and calcium binding EGF domains 1. NCBI's taxonomy places the organism in Eukaryota, Metazoa, Chordata, Mammalia, Proboscidea, Elephantidae. Gene Ontology annotation, molecular function: calcium ion binding. The transcript is spliced from 11 exons. Bases 563 to 1789 code for a protein of 408 amino acids. The record is from RefSeq and is a predicted model, not a curated record.